This is a messenger RNA of Arabis nemorensis, 1071 nucleotides long. The record is from the annotation of a GenBank genome assembly. NCBI's taxonomy places the organism in Eukaryota, Viridiplantae, Streptophyta, Magnoliopsida, Brassicales, Brassicaceae.
AUGGGAAGCUGUUUCUCGAGCUCUACUAAAUCAACGGCUGAGAUCGCUCCUUUUGAUCUCGUCGUCAAACCACCGUCCGUCGUAGCCUCAUCCACCGCCGCACCAACUCGCGUUUCAGCCCAACGACUCCCGACCCCUCCGGCGACGGCGACGGCGACGGCUACCUCCGCCGCGACAGUGAGACUGUACGGGCCGAGUAACAGUCUGGUGACUUCUUACCUCCGUUUCGCUCUUCUCCACAAGGGAGUUUCUCUCCGAUUCGUUCCAUCGGAAGACCAAAAGCCGACGAUCCAGGUCGGAUCGGAGACGGUGACGGGAUCUCAGGAAGUUCUUCUCCGUUACAUCGAGGAUAAGUUUCCUGAGCCGAGGCUGAUGAUUUGGAAGUUUAAUCUAGAAGGUUUCGACGAAGCGACUCCAUUGAUAGUGAGGACGAUUUGGCUUCAACACAGGAGCAUGUUGUGGCACAUUGAGAGGAUGGUGAGAUGGUCGGAGGAUCUAGCGGCUCGUGGUGGCAAAAGAGCGGUGGAUCCGUCGGUGGGUACACCGAAGAUGGAGAUUAGGAAGUUUGCGAGGAGCUAUACACAGUUACAAGAGGUUAUGGUUGAACAUGCUCAAAUGGAAGAGAGAAUCCUUUUCCCUGUUCUUGAAUCUGUUGAUCGAGGGAUGUGUAAAAGUGCAAAUGAAGAACAUGGGAGAGAAUUACCAAUGAUGAAUGGAAUCAAAGAAGAUAUCAAAUCCAUUGGAGUUUUGGACUCUGGAAUUUGUUCAGAAGCACUUUAUAGUCUUGCUUCUCGUUUCAUAUCAUUGAAGGUGAUGUGUAAAGCACAUUUUGAAGAGGAAGAGAAAGAUUUAUUGCCAAUGGUGGAAGCUGCAGAAAUGGGGAAAGAGAAGCAGAAGAAAUUAUUGAAUCAAAGCUUAGAAGUUAUGAGAGAGACUCAUUCGCGUACGUUUGAUUUCCUACUUGAAGGACUCACUCCUCAAGAAGCUAUGCAGUAUCUUGAUUUGCUCAUGAAAUUUGGUGAUCAAGAUCUUAUCUCAUCUUUUCUCACCUCCUCAAACAUUGUUGACUGA